AUGGCGAGCCAAAGAAAGCAAAUCUUCAUCAUCGGCGGCACGGGUGCACAAGGAGUCCCCGUCGUAGAAGCCUUGACUCGGGACCAAGCAUACUCCGUCCGCAUCCUCACCCGCAACCUCGAAAGCCCUCGCGCGCAAAAGCUCGCCCAACUCCCCCACGUCGAGCUCGUCAAAGGCAGUCUCGACAAAGACGAGGACCUGCGCAAAGGCUUCCAUGGCUGCUGGGGCGCCUUUGUGAACCUCGACGGCUUCGUCAUCGGGCAGAAGAAUGAGCUCUUCUGGGGCAUCCGCAGUUAUCAGCUGGCGCAGGAAGCUGGUGUGAAGUUCUUCGUCUGGGGUAACCUCGACUACGUCUCCCGCGACGGCAACUACGACCCUCAAUUCCGCACCGGGCAUUACGACAUCAAGGGUAUCGUAGGCGACUGGAUUCUGUCGCAAACCAAAUGGCACGCCGAACGGGCCCAGACUUUUCCCUCGCGCGAACGCACUUCAAUGGGCGCCGCGCUGUUCACCACGGGUCCGUAUCUCGACAUGGUCUUGGCCUCGCACACCAUCAUGACUCCCACUAUCGCUUCCGACGGCGUAGUGGAAUGGCGCGUCCCACUCCACGACGGCGCCGUGGCGCACAUUGCGCUCGAGGAUUGUGGCAAGUACGUGCGCUGGCAGUUCGACAACGCGUAUACCUCGGACGGCAAGCCCGGACGAGCCUCGGGAUUGGAUCUGGCGGUCGCCACGGAACACGUCCGGUACACCGACCUCGCCGCAGCUUUCAGCAAGGUCACUGGCAAAUCCGCUCGCUGUAUCGACAUGGACGAGGAUGAGUAUUGGGACCUGUACCCCGAACUCCGCGGGUACAAGUUCGGGAAGGACUAUGCCGGUAUGCGAGACGAUGACGGGAGUUUGCUGACGUGGCAGACGAACUUCGCCGGGUUCUGGCAUAUGUGGCAGCACUCCGGUGGUGAAGAUCCGUUGAUCAAGCGGGACUAUAAGCUGCUGGACGAGAUCCUGCCAGAUCGGGUGAAGAGUGUCGAGGAGUGGUUCACCAAGCACAAAGACCUGUGUAUGGCGGUCGCGGAAGGCAAGCUCGAGCCGGUGUUGAAGUUGCAUGAGGAUCGGCAGCUGGUGCGGGAUAAGCAGGUCAAGGCGAAUGGGCCGAGCUCGGAGUAUCCUUUGCAUGAGUAG
This is a messenger RNA of Baudoinia panamericana UAMH 10762, 1182 nucleotides long. RefSeq lists its product as uncharacterized. Bases 1 to 1182 code for a protein of 393 amino acids. NCBI's taxonomy places the organism in Eukaryota, Fungi, Ascomycota, Dothideomycetes, Mycosphaerellales, Teratosphaeriaceae. The transcript has 3 exons. The record is from RefSeq and is a predicted model, not a curated record.